Myripristis murdjan (pinecone soldierfish) is the source of this 1890-nucleotide messenger RNA. RefSeq names its product general transcription factor IIH, polypeptide 2 (gene gtf2h2). Gene Ontology annotation, cellular component: transcription factor TFIIH holo complex; transcription factor TFIIH core complex. The coding region runs from base 125 to 1303 and encodes 392 amino acids. Gene Ontology annotation, molecular function: zinc ion binding. NCBI's taxonomy places the organism in Eukaryota, Metazoa, Chordata, Actinopteri, Holocentriformes, Holocentridae. Gene Ontology annotation, biological process: nucleotide-excision repair; DNA-templated transcription; regulation of transcription by RNA polymerase II. The record is from RefSeq and is a predicted model, not a curated record. The transcript is spliced from 15 exons.
GUCCAUGCUUAGCGAGCGGAACUCUUCUUUCAGACACAUUGUUUCCCAUCGGAAAAAAAUUCCGUCGCCUCCGUCGGUGCUUUUGUUUGUUGGCACCUAGCUGAAUUUCUGGCAGACUGUCAUAAUGGACGAAGAGCCGGAGAGAGCCAAGCGGUGGGAAGGAGGCUAUGAGAGGACCUGGGAAGUGCUGAAGGAGGAUGAAUCUGGCUCCCUUAAAGCCACCGUGGAGGAAAUCCUUUUCCAGUCCAAAAGGAAAAGAGUGUUAGAAAGCCAUGGACAAGUGAGGCUUGGAAUGAUGCGCCACCUGUUUGUGGUGAUUGACUGUUCAAAAAGUAUGGAAGACCAAGACUUGAAGCCAAACCGCCUCACCUCUACGCUAAAGCUGAUGGAAGCUUUUGUGGAGGAGUAUUUCGACCAAAACCCCAUCAGUCAGGUGGGCCUCAUUAUCACAAAGAACAAAAGGGCGGAGAAGCUGACUGACCUGGCAGGGAACCCGAGGAAGCACAUUACCACUCUGAAGAAAGCAGUGGACUCUGUCUGUGUUGGAGAGCCUUCUCUAUACAACUCUCUCAAAUUGGCCAUACAGACUCUCAAGCACAUGCCUGGACACACCAGCCGGGAGAUCCUGAUCAUCUUCAGCAGCCUCACCACCUGUGACCCAGCCAACAUCUAUGAACUGACCAAGACGCUGAAAGAUCUGAAGAUCCGGGUGUCGGUGAUCGGUCUGUCGGCGGAGGUUCGGGUCUGCACGGUGCUAACCAGGGAGACGGGGGGGUCGUACCAUGUCAUCCUGGAUGAGAGCCACUUUAAAGAGCUGCUGAUGUUCCAUGUGAAACCACCUCCAGCCAGCUCCUCGUCUGAAUGCUCCUUAAUACGUAUGGGUUUUCCCCAGCACACCAUUGCUUCUCUGGCUGACCAGGAUGCCAAGCCUUCAUUCAGCAUGUCUCAUUUGGACAGCAGCAGCGAUCCAGGUCUGUCGCUCGGGGGCUACUUCUGUCCUCAGUGCCAUGCCAAGUACACUGAGCUUCCUGUGGAGUGUAAAAUCUGUGGUUUGACUCUGGUGUCAGCUCCCCAUCUCGCCAGGUCUUUCCACCACCUCUUCCCCCUCCAAGCCUUUCUAGAAAUUCCUGUGGAGGAGCACCAAGGAGACAGGUUCUGUCAAGGUUGUCAAGGAGAGCUGAAAGAUAAAAGUGUGUUCAGCUGUCCGUCAUGCAGCAGUGUGUUCUGUGUGGAGUGCGACCUCUUCAUCCAUGACUCGUUGCACUGCUGCCCCUCCUGCAUUCACAGUCAGUGCGCCCCCUAAGGCUGACAUGAUCGCCUGCUAGGGCUGGGCAGAGACAGCAACCUCCCCAGAGGCCACAGGCUGUCGUCCUGAGGCACCUUGGAGCUCGAGUUAGACUGCUGCCUUGGUUUCCCAAUAUGUCACACUGGUACUUAUCCACCUGGACUGAAAAGCAGUGUGCCUCACCUCACAUAUGAUGCAGUUGGACUGAUGAAGUAUUUAUUGUAGAAAGGAUUGAUUGUGCACUGGCUGACUAUGGGAAGUCAUUAACCUGAACACAUUCUAAUGAGCUGCUGUGAGCAUGAAAAGGGUAAUGGUCAGAUGUAAAAACUAGUGAGCAUUGACUAGCUUCAGUCCCAAAUCCUCCGAGUGACUGCUCACUUGUAUCAUUCCAAAGUGAAAACAGUUUUGUUGUUGUGAAGACAGCAGUGAUGUGGGCUGAUGAGCUGCAUCUGACUCACUACACAGGGUGUUUUUCUGUUGGAAAAUCAUCCAUCAUUUUUAUAUGUCAUAGAAUUAUACAUUUACAUUGUUUUUUAUACAAUUUGUCUUUGUACAAGAAUUUUGAAUUGGAACAAGGCAAUUUCAAUAAAACUGCAAUGCAUCUA